CGAACAAAAGAAUCACCAAGAUACCCGUACCAGUGACAUCUCGGAGCACAUGCCGCUUGCCUGGAACUUAGACAAAUAGUCGCGUCUGACAUCUCGCCAGUCCCCGAGUUUCGUGGCGGCUCAGCGAUCGCCAGGGGUUUGCCGGUCAAAGCAUCACCAACUCCGAAUAUCAAACCCCCACCAUGGCCUCGACGUCUGAUAACAGCACCCUGGCAACGCUGGUUGGCAGUCCUGUAGCGGAGCAGCUCAUAACGGCACAUGUAUCUCACCUUGUGUCUCCUACAGAAGACCCAGCUUCAGCGGCAUCAACACAGCACCCGUCUUCAGAACUCCUCGCCAUAGGCUUGGCCGCUCUCGAUGCCUUCCUCCAGGCAACCGUUACGGGUCCUGUUCUGCCACCGAACGAUUCGGCUCAUGUUGAGAAGCUCUUUGCCAAUGCUUGGAACUCAAGCCACUCAGAAUCUCAUGACACGGUCGUUGCGCUGCACCAACUUAGAAGGGCCUGCUUAAAGUAUCUUGAAGUUGAUGGCGUGGUUCCCUAUGCCUACAUCCCUCACUUGGAGCUCUUCUCUCUUGCCAAGUACAUCUUGGUCCAUUCCUUAGCAGCUGAGACGACUGAUGUUUUUGAGCUGCCUUCAACUGAGGGAACUUCAACAAAACGAAGCCUUGCAUGGGAGAAACUACGGGUUAACGUCUGGCAUUAUAAGAUCAUCACUCAGCCAAGCCUGGGCUCUGGAUCAAAUUUCACCAAAAGUUCACAGUGGAGCGACAUUCCUACACUAGCAACCCAGAUUAGCAACGAAAUAGACACUGUACGAGGAAAUAUUCUCGGCAAUGAGGUCUGGGCGACGGAAGAGACCUGGACUCGGGAUGAAAAGGCCUUGUUCCUCGUCGAAGCUGCCAACAACUACAUUCUGCUUGGACGCUAUGAUAAGGCAAAGGAGACGCUUAGUGAAGCGGCGCAGGUCACUGGCGUUGCUUAUGCCCUAUCCGGUGCACUGGGAAAGAGGACCAAAUUCCAAGAGCACAACAUCAGUCAGCUCGUUGUUUUUGCACGAAGCGCCUCUGAGCAAGAUGCUGCUGCCACAGAGGAGAGCAAGGAUGAGGACGACCAAGCCGCUGCUAAGCCAGACGCUCUCAAGCUCAACAAUGAUACCCUACUAGAAGAGAUUAAGUUUGCAAACGAGCCCGUGAAGGACACAGCAGCAGUUCAGACUUUGCCCCCGGCGCUAUCCGAGCUAUCACCAGAUGACCAGCCGCAGCUUUCUGCUCUCGACGAGAUCAUUCUUCUUACCGAGGCCACAAUCAAGGAUGCCUUUUCGCCUAUUGACGGACUCACCUCUGAACAGAUUCUGCCAUUCGCGGUCCGCGUUCUGACUGAUAAAUCCGUCAACUGGCAGAUUUACACGCAAGCCCUUCUCGUGCGUUCAAGGGUGGAAAUCCACAGGAGCAGAACAGUUGAACGUGGUGUCCUGCAACUGCAGGCCGUUGCCGACCAGGUCCUCACUGACACCACCUUUUCCGCCCCGACAAGCAACGAAUCUCAAGAAAAAGACGAAUCAGACGUCCCAGCCAUUCAGGUGACCGCCCCAGGCCAAUCCGCCGCCCCUGUCGACGAGUCCAAGCCUACUACUUUUUUGCCCGCCGCAACCAACUUAGAGUCCGCACCCGCUCACGUUCGUCUUCGUUACAUCCACGCCUUAUCUACCCCUCCGCGAUGGCAUCUCGAGUCUGAGCUUGCUUACGCCUGGGCUGGCAUAGGCUCCAUGACAUCUGCCCUUGAAAUCUUCAAGCGUCUAAAACUAUGGGCAGAAGUAGCUCUCUGCUACGCCAGCAGCGCAGCAACUGAGGACGAGGAUGGCCGAGGCAGCGGCGGAGAAGCCAAAGCCAAGGGAAUCAUUCGCUGGAGACUUUUCAACAAGACUGGAGUUACAACACCUUCUUCAUCAGAGCCAGAGGAUGAAGUUGUUGGCCAAGACGUCAGUCUUCUCAAGGCAGCUGAUUAUUCGGGCGUAGAGCGACAACCUCCCUCUCCCAACGCUGCUCGUCUGUGGUGCAUCCUCGGCGACCUUGAAAAUGACCCAGCUCACUACGAGCGCGCUUGGGAGAUCUCUAAACACCGCUACUCUCGUGCUCAGCGAUCCCUGGGAGAGUACUACAUCGGCCAGAAAGACCUAUCAAAGGCUCUGGAAGCAUAUAAAAAGGCCACCAGUGUCAAUAGGCUAAGUCCCGACAUGUGGGGUCGUCUCGGUGAUAUCAGCUUGCGCAUGGGACAGUUCGAAGACGCAGCAGAGGCGUACAGUCGGUCCAUUAGCAGCGCAAAUGACACCGAGGGAGGCGAAGGUGCUAAAACAUGGAGCAAUCUCGGCAGCGCUCUGUACAGCUUGUACAGCGAACUGACUGCUCCUGGAAGGGCCAAAGAGCUCGAUGAGGCUCCUGCUACUACGAAAGCCCCUCUUGACGACGAGGACGAUGACAUCGUCAUCGCGGGUUCAGAUGAGAAAAUCGCCUCUCGAGAUCCCAACAAGCUCCUCGCCCAAUCUCUCGCCGCCUACAAGCAGGGAGCUUCCAUCGCCCACGACAACUGGCGCAUCUGGGACAACGUCAUCACACUCGGCUCCCGCAUCUACCCCGUCCCCGCCACAGACAUCAUCCUCGCCAUGACGCACAUCAUCCGCAUUCGAAAAACAGAGGAUGCCCUCGACGUCGAUAUCCUUUCCGCCCUCUUGCAGGACACCAUCCUGUCAAAGGACAGGCCCUCCGCCAGCAACGGCGUCUACGAACCCCCUCGCGGCUCCGUCGAGCGCCUCCUCAUGCGUCUCAUCGAAGAGGAAAUCGUACCGCUCAUCACCAACCGCUCUGACCUCUGGACGCUCGUCUCGCGCCUCCGCGCCUGGCGGUGCGAUUACGCCGGAGCCAUCGACGCCUCGGAGCGAGCUUGGCGCGCUGCUGUCGGCGCCUCUGGCAGCGGCCUCCUCCCCGGCGAAUCUGCCUCCGCAGACUGGACGUCCAACGAGGCUGGGUGGGCAGAAGUCGUGAAGAGAACUGACGAGCUGGUUUCCGUGCUGGAGAAUUGGGGCCCUGACGUCGAGGCUAUUGGGCAGAAGUGGAAGGGCAAGGCGCGGAGCGCAGUGCGCAGCGUGAUGGGACGAGCAAAGACCAACUGGGAGGAUAGCGAGGGAUGGAAAACGUUGGAGAAUCUCAUGGAGGGGCUGAAGAUAGAUCGAAGCUAAAAUAGAAUAGAAGACAAAAAAGAAUAGAAUAUAAAUGCAAAGGGAAAAAACAAGAA
Molecule: messenger RNA, 3289 nt
Organism: Trichoderma asperellum CBS 433.97
Lineage: Eukaryota; Fungi; Ascomycota; Sordariomycetes; Hypocreales; Hypocreaceae
Molecular function (GO): protein binding
Source: RefSeq, a predicted model, not a curated record